GCACAUGACCUGUGUCCUGUGAUGCCGUAUCUCCACUGAAAGAUGUAUAAAGCUGCUGCCCAUAGCAGUUUGUUUACCAUUAAACAGAUCUGUCCAGCCUUCCCAAGUCAUCAUGCAUCUGACCCGCUGGCUCAUCCUUGGCACAGUCAUUUUGGGAAUGGUGGUACUCUGCAAUGCUGGACCCUUUCAUGCUGAAUGCAGAGUGCAAUGGUACUUUGGCAUACCUUGUAGAUGGGUAUAUGAAGCUUUGGUCUCUCAGAUUAAGAAGUGGAGGACGAUGUCAGGCUGCACCAUGGGAGGACAGAGGUGCUUGUAUAAGCUCCAGUCAGCCUCAUCCCACUUCAUCACAGCCAAACACACGACACCAAUGAAAAGCCAUGUUGAUGACAUCACCUUCCACUUGAUUUCCUUUGGUCUCUUCUCUCACUGUAGUGUUUCUGGAAUGUCAGUCGCAGAGUCUUGGUAUGCCAUCAAAGACCACGGGGUGAACUAUUGUAACCUCUACAACCUAAUGGACGGAAGUGGACUGACGCAGGCCCGAGGAUACAAAGAGAUCACCAGUUACUUCAUGUGUACCCAGCGCUCCUCUGCUAACUGCACGUUGUACUGAGGGGGAACCGAGGCAGGGAUCAGCCAAUGAGACGGCAUGACUGUACGCAGACCAAUAUUAUUGCUUUCUUCUCUCAAGUCUUGCUGGUUUGCAUUCAAUAACACCUGUACUCCAGUGUUUUUUUUAUUGUUUCAUUUAUAUAUGUUUGUAGUUUUACUUUUACCUCUAGGUAGAAUUUUGCUGCUUUAUGUUGAGGAAAGAUAUAAUUAGUACUAACUGUGUACAAACCAGGUCCCUAAGCAAGGAUAUCUGCACUGAUUUCCAUAUAUACUUUUGUAUCUCUUAUGAUUCCUUUUAUUGACUCAGACCAGAUAAAGAGUUAAAUGUUUUGUCAUCAGUCUUUUACUCCAAACAUAGAGGAAAAGAAUUAAACAAAUCCAGCUCUCACUAUUUUUAAAGUGAGAUGCCAUCUUGUUGGGGACAUCGUUCUUUUUGACAGAUAAACUGCUUUUUUACUCUUAAAAGCUGCAAUGCUUUGGAGAAAACACUCUCAGCUAUGUGAAUUGCUGGCCAGAUUUUAUUAGGAGCGCAAUAUGCUCGGCUGGACAUCGCCAUCCAUCACCUCAAAGUGUGUCUUGUCGUGGGGAGACCGCUGGCCAUAGGAAUCCACGUUUACCUGCACCUCACAACUAAUCAUAACUACUGGUCGCCACUAGGGGGCAGUGUGUGACAGCGUCUUUGCUGUCUUAUUAAAGUCAAAGCAAUUUCAGUCUGUUGUAGAGCGAAUGUUGCGCAGCGCCGGCUCAGUUCAGAUUUAAAACAUUUACGUUUAUGGGGCUUUUCAGACUCCAAGGAAUUCCCCCUGUUAUAAAUAUGUCCAGGGCUCUAAGCAGGGUUAGUGCCGCUAUCAGAUUUGGAGCUUCAUCUGGGAAAGUCUCAAAAAUGUUGAGAGCCUUCCAGACUUGCCUGUGUCAGAAGCAAGACAGGUCAUGACCUUAGCCUCUUUGUGUGUGUGUGUGUGUG
Molecule: messenger RNA, 1573 nt
Organism: Clupea harengus (Atlantic herring)
Lineage: Eukaryota; Metazoa; Chordata; Actinopteri; Clupeiformes; Clupeidae
Source: RefSeq, a predicted model, not a curated record